GACACCUCAUUAGUACUGCCUAUCAGUGCCCUUUAGUGCUGCCUAUCAGUGCCCAUCAUGCCACCUGUCAGUGUCCAUCAGUGCCAGCUGUCAGUGCUCAUCCAUGCUACCUGCCAGUGCCACAUCAAUGCCACAUAUCAGUGCCCACCAGUGCACAUCAAUGCCACAUAUCAGUGCUCAUCUGAGUUGCCUUUCAGUGUCACCCAUCAGUGCCAGUCAGUGUCACCCAUUAAUGCCAGUCAGUGCUGCCAAUCAGUGCAGCCUAUCAGUGCCCAUCACUGCAGCCUCAUUAGCGCACAUCAGUGAAGGAGAAAAAUCACUUAUUUACAAAAUUUUAUAA
Messenger RNA from Staurois parvus, 340 nucleotides. The record is from the annotation of a GenBank genome assembly. NCBI's taxonomy places the organism in Eukaryota, Metazoa, Chordata, Amphibia, Anura, Ranidae.